AGCGCUGGUAACAGCCUUUCGGGUAACGUAGUGGAGCUUCCUCACAAUCAAUCGACUACUCUCAUUAUUUGAAAUUUAGUCGUAUGCUACACCGCGAUCCGAGCACGAAGUGGACGGCCGUUACGUAGUUCCCGAUCUGGGGUAACGCACUCCUGCACAUCGGAGAUAUGGCCGCACGCCGCUGUGGCUGCUCGGAUACGUGCACGCAACUCUUUGCCGCUUGCCCGUGCGGAUGCCUAUAAAAGCACCCAACCCCCCAUUUUCAAACACAUUGUCUGCCAUUCCACCAAAACACAUACCAAUGACUUCCUCCUUACCCCUCGAAACCCUCUCGUCCUGGAAGGACGACUUCCGCGCGGACGCGACGUUCCGUGUGGGCAGCGCCGCGGUCGGCAACUUUAACGCGGACGAAGUUCUCAUUAACAAUGACGUGUGGACCGCGAACUGCUCCAACACAUUCAGCCAUGUGAUCGAGACCGAGGGCGCCCCUAUCCUUUCGCAGGGCUCCGCGGGCUCCUGCUGGCUCCACGCUGCGGGCAAUGUCUUGCGGGUGGAGCUCAUGGAGAAGUACAGUUUGAAGGAGUUUGAGUUCUCUAUCCCGUACCUCUUCUUCCACGACAAGCUUGAGAAGGCUAACUUCUUUUUGGAGCAAAUCAUCCAGACGGCGGCGGAGCCGGUGGAGUCGCGGUUGAUCCAGCACUUGUUGAGCGCUCCAGUCAACGACGGCGGGCAGUUUGACUUGUUCGUGAACGUGGUGAAGAAAUACGGGAUGGUGCCGUUGCACGUGUUUCCAAAAACGUUCACCGCGACGGCUUCGCGCACACUCAACUUUUUGCUCACAACCAAGUUGCGCGAGUGGGCGGAGGUGUUGCGUGCGCGCGUCGCGGCGCUGCAGGACAUUACAGAGCUCCGCACUGCAUACCAGAAGGAGCUCUAUCGCUUGUUGUGCAUGUUUUUCGGCGUUCCACCCGGCCCGGACGAGGCCUUUACCUGGGAAUACCACGACAAGGACAAGGCGUACCACUCGAUUGAGUCCACGCCGUUGAAGUUUGCCUCCGAAAUCUUGGGUUACGACGGCUCAGAGGCUGUUUCGUUGAUCAACGACCCGAGAAACGCGUACAACCGCGUGCUUAAGAUCGACCGUUUGGGGAACGUGAUUGGCGAGCCGCUCGUGCACUACUUGAACCUUGCGUCGGACGACUUGGCCGCGGCCGCGAUUGCGCGUAUUAAGGAAAACAAGCCGGUCUUUUUCGGGACCCACUCACCACUCUACAUGGACAAGAAGCGUGGGUUAAUGGACGUUGCACUCUACGAUUACGCGGCGAUUGGGUACGUGCAGACCCAGGAGAAGGCCGCGCGUAUCAAAUAUGCGCAGUCGUUGAUGACGCACGCAAUGGCGUUUACCGGUGUGCAUUUGGACGCGCAGGGCGUGCCUGUGCGCUGGCGGGUUGAGAACUCGUGGGGCAAGACCAGUGGUAUUGACGGGUACUAUAUUAUGACCCACGACUACUUCAAGGAGUAUGUAUACCAGGUUGUGGCGGAUAAGAAGGAGCUUGGCGCGGAUUUGACAAAGUUAUUUGAGGACGGGAAGAAGGACCCGAUUGUGUUACCACCGUGGGACGCUAUGGGCUCGUUGGCGGUGUUUAAGAACGCUGCGGAGCCGCAAAUGGAGAAAUUAUAGUAAGCAAUAGACCGAAAUAAAUGGUAUAUUUGAAUAGGG
This is a messenger RNA of Babjeviella inositovora NRRL Y-12698, 1720 nucleotides long. RefSeq names its product bleomycin hydrolase (gene LAP3). Gene Ontology annotation, cellular component: cytoplasm. The transcript has a single exon. The record is from RefSeq and is a predicted model, not a curated record. The coding region runs from base 302 to 1681 and encodes 459 amino acids. Gene Ontology annotation, biological process: L-homocysteine catabolic process; response to toxic substance; proteolysis. Lineage: Eukaryota; Fungi; Ascomycota; Pichiomycetes; Serinales. Gene Ontology annotation, molecular function: cysteine-type aminopeptidase activity.